Molecule: messenger RNA, 603 nt
Organism: Fonsecaea multimorphosa CBS 102226
Lineage: Eukaryota; Fungi; Ascomycota; Eurotiomycetes; Chaetothyriales; Herpotrichiellaceae
Exons: 1
Coding region: 1-603 (200 amino acids)
Molecular function (GO): acyltransferase activity, transferring groups other than amino-acyl groups
Source: RefSeq, a predicted model, not a curated record
AUGGCUUCCUUCUCUGUCCAGGCUCUACCCAAUCCGGCCCCGGACCAUGACACGUUUCUUGAAUAUUCAUCGCGACUCAAGACCCUCAGGCUUAGAAGUCUGAAAGAGCAUGCGAAGAGCUUCAUAUCCAGAUAUGAGAGUGAAGUCAGCCAGCCAGAAGAGUUCUGGCUGAACAGACUUCGAGACAAUCGAGCCACCCACCUUAUCUUGCUUCGCCAUAACGCGCUGACUCACGAAUCGACCCUGUUGCAGAAUCAAUGGGUCGGAUUUGUGGUCAUCACCGCACCCACCCGCAAGGAAGUCGACGAUGUAGGUCGGUCAUCAUCCGCCGAGUGGUACAUGGCGGCACUCUAUGUCGAGCCUGAGGUGCGUGGGCAAGGGUUGGGAAAGCGCCUUGUUCAGGCGACCAUCGACCAUGUCAGGGAUAAUUCGUCAAGGGAACAUGACGAGUCCCCAUGCUGCCUCACAAGCGUGGUACAUGGCAAUGAAAAUGCCCUGGAACUGUAUCAAAAACUUGGAUUUCGGAUCAUCAAUCCAAAGGAAGAGGUGGAGAACGAAGGAAGGAAGUAUCUUUCAACGAAAAUGAGGAUUGAGGUGUACUAG